Hirundo rustica (Barn swallow) is the source of this 1430-nucleotide messenger RNA. RefSeq names its product intraflagellar transport associated protein (gene IFTAP). The record is from RefSeq and is a predicted model, not a curated record. Gene Ontology annotation, biological process: spermatogenesis; acrosome reaction. NCBI's taxonomy places the organism in Eukaryota, Metazoa, Chordata, Aves, Passeriformes, Hirundinidae. Gene Ontology annotation, cellular component: cytosol; 9+0 non-motile cilium. Gene Ontology annotation, molecular function: intraciliary transport particle A binding. Bases 206 to 856 code for a protein of 216 amino acids. The transcript is spliced from 9 exons.
GCCCGGCCCGGCCCGGCCCGGCGCCGCUUGGCUCGUCCCGGCCGUGGGGACUCGGGAUCGGCUGGCUUACAGUGCCAGCGGCGAUGGCACAACAAGAAACCCACCAGCCUCCAGAAGCUUUAACUCUUUGGUGUGGAACAAGCUCAGAGUGACAGCAGAAGCAGCCUACAGAAACAGAUAUACCUGUUCAACUCUCAAGGUGUGGAUGAUCAUGGGAGAACAACUGUUAAAGAACAGCAGCAUCCUUGAUCAGUUUAUUAAUAGCCACGAGCAGUCAUAUGAAGAGUUUCUAAAUACAUUCACAUAUCUUUUGAAAGAGAAAGAGGGAAAGACAAUUCAGGGAAGUAAAGUGGACUCCUUAAAAAAAAAAAGUUCUACUUCUGAAUUAUCGAACAGAAAUAAACAGGAUGGCUCACCUGAAAGAAGCAGAGAAAUGUGGAUGUCAUUUCCAGCACGGACACCAAAUGAGAAUGAGACAGUGAUGAGUGAGAGCUCAACAGCUGGUGCCUCUGAUGGAAAUAAUCUCAGUCUGUCUGAAAGAGCAAAGGUGGACAAUUACUUAAACUUGGAAGAUGUAGACACAGAUGAAGAGACAUGCAGUGCAGGGUCAUUAGUUCUCCCAGGAGAGGUGGAAGAGACAGUGACUUGCUGUACACCCUUUUUUGAUAAGCCUAUUCAGCCAAAGUUCAGAGCCUUGUCAGUUCCCCAGCCUUCAGACAGCAAAGCCCAAGAGGCCCUUCCUUCACUGAAGCUGUUCUGGGAAGUGUGUUACAUUAGUAUCAGAUGCAUCUACUGGGCGAUGAUGUUCAACCAUUCUCACUUGAUGAAGAAUUUGAUUAUGACAAUGUGGCACUGACCCCUAAGUUCUCUGAAGCUGAGCUGAAGGCCAUUAUAGAGUUGUCUGAAGAGAAAACAGCUACAGAUGUCAAAUCAGCACAAGCUGAAGACUGAGUCAAAGGUGUUCUGUGCAGGGCUGUUGGAAUAACCUUUUUAUGAGAUGAAUGUAGCUCCUAGUUGUACCCAUAUUUAGUGUUCAUAUCUGUAUGGCCAGCAAAUGGCAUCCCUGAGAUUUGUCAUUCAUUCUGUCUCUAGGUGCCUUAGAUCCUGUACUGGCUCAGGAUAGGUGUACUGGAGUGACUUCUCCAUAGGAGCAAAACAAGCUGCUGGAUUUCAGAAUAGCAUCGUGGCUACUCUUGCUUGUAUCUGGUACCAACUCACUUCCUGAGUAGUACAGAGCUGGUCCUAAAGCUGCCUUUUACCUCAUUCUUUCAGUAAUACAAUUAAGAGUUUUUUAACAGCUGACAAAUAAGUCCAUGAACUCUUUAAAUGUAUAGAGAUACAUGAGUAAAUAAAUCUGGGAACAUUUUUUUUCUCUCGUGUUUUGAGUUACUUCGGUUCUGCAAAAAAUAAAUAUUCCUGUUUCCAACAAA